Molecule: messenger RNA, 3274 nt
Organism: Chara braunii
Lineage: Eukaryota; Viridiplantae; Streptophyta; Charophyceae; Charales; Characeae
Source: the annotation of a GenBank genome assembly
GCAUAAGCCUGUUCAGUCCACACACCCCUCUAUCAGCGCAGCAAAAGUGCCCUCAUGGACAAAGCAGCCAUCGCAUGCGUGUACUAAUCCCAUUGGGUUGGCAUGGUGACCGUGACCCACGUGCUUCGACCAGGGCCCUUCAGAGGCACCGCCCUUUCUCCUUCCAGAUGCGCCACCGGGAAGAUUGUCGUCUCUCAAGGUAGCGCGCUCACGACACCUCACCAAAAGAGAGGACUCUCAAGUUGGACCACGACGAAUACGGACCCUAUUCCAUGGUUCGGCAAGUUCAAGCUCAAGUUGCAGCUACACCACGUUAGUGAGGACAAACAUCACGCAUACUUGUACUCCCGUUCGGGGGGCACGUGCCAAGCAUGGUUGGACAAUCUCUUGUCCAAGUACGGAGUGGUAGCUACCGACUUAUACACCAAGAUCAGUUGGGAUGAUCUAAAGGCGGCGUGGCAUAAGCGGUUCCAAGUAGAGCUGCCGGAGAUCAAAGCAAUGGACAAGCUGAUGACCUUCGAACAAGGCACGCUGCCGAGUGUUGACUGGAUUGUCGAGUACCAACGCUUGACAUCCGUCCCAGACAUUCAAAUGGGCUUCAAGGCCGUCAAACACUACUUCAUCUCGAGGUCGUGUCCGGCGUUGGGCAAUGCCUUGACUCAUGUCGAGGACACCCUGACGACAACGGCGGAGCUCUUCGACAAGGCCACGCAGAUCAUUGUUACGAACAAGGAGGCCAAAAACCUCCACCGUUCGUCUGCGACAGGCCUGAGCAGAGAUCAGCAUCGGCUGAAAAUUGUGGUGGUCGAGGUGGCAACGCCAACCGACCAAACUAGCUCGGCCGUGCGUACAAAGCACGAACGAGAUUCCGCUAUUGUCUAUGGUGUAACAGCGAUCUCCACGACACAAUGGGUGCCCAUCGAAAGGCAAAGGCAAAUCGGGAGUCUGAGCACCGCCAGGAGUGAGUCGACGGCACUCUCGACGUCUUCGGAACCGGUCGCUUCGCAGGUGAACGCCCUUCAUUCCGAGGCACAUGCCAAAGUCGAUAGUCCUCCUCUUCUAUAUUCUUAUGAGGACUAUGCCGUCCGUAAUGUUCCUACGCUGGGUACUCAUGCUCAAGGACAAGACGUGUGUGUGGCAUCUUCUCCGUCCGACAACGGCGACUUAUCGUCUUCAAGUGGUUCUUCACAGGAUUCGGCGCACGAGUUCAACAAAGAGGUAUUGGACCCGAUCACGUCCAAGGGUUUCGCAUGGCUUCCUCUCUCGACCACGGGCCGCUUGCCGGGACCGCAAUGUGCAGCAUUAUGCGCUCAUCUUCACACGUACUUAUCCUUCUAUGCACCACCAACUUCGCCGACGGAUGACGAAGUCGCGGUGGGGGACAUCCUUGCGUAUGUUACCAAGGUGGCCCGCGAGUUUCGCAAGCAGCGGUACGACAACAACAACGCACCGCUCCUCUAUGUCCGCAUCCAAGUUGGGCAAGCGUCCUGCAACGCUUUGCUGGAUAGCGGCGCGUCUCGCAAUUUUAUGAGCCAAGCCUUUAUGCAAAGGGCUGGCCUUGGCACACAAGUUUGGAGGAAGGCAAACCCGACGGCGAUCAAGUUGGCGGACGAAAGGACGCAGCAACUUAUCGACCGCUACAUCGACGCCGUACCGGUGUAUUUCACACCUCACGCAUGUGAACCGGUGACGUUCGACAUUUUGGACACGGACUUCGACAUUAUUUUGGGAAUGCCUUGGCUUCCAAAUGCGGAUCACACGAUCAACUUCCACCGGCGGACUCUUACCCGCAAGCUCAACGUGCAAACCGUCAAGAAUGCGGGAUCUCUUCCUCGUAUCGACGAUCUUCUUGAGCGAUUGAGCGGCGCAUUCAAGACGUGGUAUGGACAUUUUGAGUGGGUGGUCAUGCCUUUUGGCCUCACCAACGCCCCGUCGACCUUUCAAGCGGCAAUGACCAACGAGUUUCGUGCGAUGUUGGACUGGUUCGUGCUGGUCUACUUAGACGACAUUCUCGUCCAUAGUCGGUCAUUGGAGGAUCAUCUUGAGCACCUUCGACGAGUGUUGGAGACGCUCCGCCUCGCCAAGUACAAAGCCAACCACGACAAGAGCGAAUUUGUCUGGCAAGAGCUAGAAUACUUGGACCAUUUUGUCACACCAGAGGGCAGCAAUCCGUUGUCGGACAAGAUUCAAGCCAUCCAAGAGUGGCCGGAGCCGCGGAACGUCACGAAUGUCUUGCGCAUAUACGACCCGCUAUUGCCAACGCGCGUCACUACGGAUGCGUCCGGCUAUGGCAUUGGUGUCGUCCUAGAACAACACGAUGGCGUGGACUGGCACCCGGUCGAAUACUUCAGCAAGAAAGCGCCCGUCGUGCACUCCAUUGAUGAUGCACGAAAGAAGGAGCUCCUAGCCUUCGUCCACGCGCUCAAGCGGUGGCAGCACUUCCUCCUUGGUCAAAGUCAAUUCCAAUGGGCAACGGACAACAAUCCGUUGGUCUUCUACAAGACCCAAGACACCAUCAAUAGCACCAUCGCCCGUUGGAUCGCUUUCAUCGACCAAUUCGACUUCUUUCCCGAUCACAUUCCGGGGAAGUCUAACCGUUUUGCAAAUGCUCUUUCAUGGCAUCCGGAUCGUUGUACCGCCGUCUAUUCGACCCUCGAGAUCGGCGACGACCUGCGAGAAAGCUUCAUCCGCGGCUACCAAGCCGACCACGAGGUUCGCGACAAGUACGCGAAUUGCUCCUCUCCUAAUCCAACGCCUUCUCACUACCGGAUCCAAGAGGGGUACUUGCUUGUCCACACGCGGGGCAAGGACCUUCUUUGCGUACCGAGUGACUUUCACUUGCGUACAUGGCUUCUUGGCGAGUUCCAGGAUGCUCCCGCCACCGGACACUGUGGAGUCAAUCGCCGAUUGGCCGACUUCGCGAGCGAUUUUGGUGGCCCGACCUUCUCGGCGAUGUCACACGCUAUUGCGAGUCAUGCGAGGUUUGUCAACGCUGCAAAUCCCGCAACCAUCGUCCGUACUCGGAACAUGACGAUUUUCCCGGGCGACGAUCGCAAGACCCACCAUCUAUGGACGGUUUUCAAGAGGUCGGCGACAUCAUCUCCCAGCGACGCUACGGCAACAGGCCAACCGAGUACUUGGUACACUUUGCGUACUGCACUCACAAAGUUGACCGUUGGUUGACCCGUGCGAAACUCCAAGCAACAGCUCCAGAUGUUCUCGCACGCUAUGAACGCAAGAUGCAAGGCAAGCCGGUAUCUUCGGCUCCACAUCG